GACCCACCUCAUUGGGGCAGCCAACUGUGCAGCUGUCAGGAACCAUGACUGAAGAUGACCGAUUCGGUUGUCGUGGAGGGGUAUGCCAGACUCAAAGACGGUAAAAAGUGGAAAACUAGGUGGAUCGUUCUUCGUAAGCCAUCGCCUGUAGCAGAUUGCCUCGUGUUGUUAGUUUUUAAAGACAAGUCGGACAAAGUCGAAGGGAACAAGGAGCGGGCCGGAGUCAUUCUUGAGGAGAUCUGUGGCCUGGAAAGCGGACGGUGGUGCGAAGGCACGUCAUUCACACUGGCCAUUCUCUGUCUGACCCAGACGGUUCUGCUUGGGUUCGACAGCAAGGAGACUCUGCAGGCCUGGGAAGCCCGUUUGCGCUACAGCUUGGGAGAAGUUCACAGGUUCAGCGUCGGAGUCUUGGCAGGAACAAAGUUAGAGAGCGGACCGGCAACCCUUCACUUGUGCAACAACUUGCUCGCUCUUGUCAGAGACUCAUCCCCCGUCGUCCUAGGCCACUGGAACCUUCCGGACCUGCGUCGAUAUGGGCCCGUACCAAAUGGAUUUGUCUUUGAGGGAGGAACACGAUGUGGCUACUGGGCUGGUGUUUUCCUGCUCACAUCUUCCGAAAGCGAGCAGAUAAGCUUCUUAUUCGACUGCAUCGUCCGAGGCGUCUCUCCUACUAGGGGACCUUUUGGCCUGCAGCCCAUCCUGCCAGAUCCAAACACCAGUCAGACCAACUCUGAGGAGAGGCUGAACCAUGAGACACGGGAACUGGAGAAGCGCUUGAGUAUGCUUUCCAAUCGGAACAGCACAGCGUCGUCCAUGUAUUGUGCAUCCCCCGGAGGCGAUGACCGCAGCAUAUCCGGUUCCUCGGACACCUCAGACACCAGCCAAUCCGACUGCAGCGUUUCCAGCCGUUUGGCCAUUUGGACCGAAUCCGGCAGUAACCUCGCUGAUAGCAAUGUUGUUGGCAACAAAGUGGCGAGUGUGGAAAAGCAAUUGGGCAACCAGAACAGCGGGAACGCUUCUGGAAUCAAAGACCCCAGGCAGCUACAGGAAAUCGGUCGCCAGAGCUCCUUAGACAGCGGUAUUGCCACUGGUAGUCAUUCCUCUUACUCUGGAAGUUUCUCCUCAUACACGGGAAGUCUGGACAUUAGCGCUAGUGAGGACUUUGGCUCAGUUUUUUGUCUGCCUCCGCACUUGGCUCAAGACCUCAGCCCUUGUUCGUGCCCCAAUGUUUCAGGACACGAGUACAAAGUACCAACCUCACUCAGGUAUCUGUAUGACACUCCCAGGAGUCUGGGACAGGAUUACUCCAGUUUAUCUAAGGAUUCUCCUGAUCCUGUAACAGAGUCUUUAAAGGGGGGCUCUGAGGGUCACCUCAAAACAGUGAGCUCACUGAGCAGGAAAACAAGGUGGGCACCCUCUAGUGACAGCACGGAGUCCAGCACAACCAAAACCAUUGUGACCAUCUGCUCAGUAUGCGGUGGACUUCAGGGUACGUCCUUCAACCCUGCAAGUGCUGCAGCAAUACCUGCAUUACCGGUUCGCAGGUCAGACAGGACAAGUGAGGGUUCACCACUUGCCAAAAAAGGACUGGAAAAACUAGCAAGCCUUUUAGCUGAGGUCCUUCAUCAUCCCAGAGCACCCAAGAAAUCAAAUCCCAACCGCGGUAACUUAUACGUAGCCAUGAGCCCUGCAUUAAGCCUCAACCCUCCACCACUAUUUGGCUCCCAAGCACCAGCGACUGACGUCAUUUACGAAAACUGUUCCAAGUGCUGUGGUGCUCGUUUCCGCCCGCCACUGCGGGGCACCCCUGCCGAUGUGCACCGCCGCAGCAGAAUCUUCAGUGUGCAGACCUUUCUAACUGGGCUGCACCUAAAGAAAAGCGCAGAAGAAAAAACUUCUGAGACUCUUCAGACCGACGGUCCGAAUGAAGAGACGAACGGUCAGGCAUUGCCCAGUGAAGACAAACGACCCACUGACAGAGGGGAGAAGCACAGAGCUGAUCCUGCCUAUGAGAUCAUGGAGAGCAGAGGAGAUAAAAACUCUGAGGCCGAAGAAAAAAGCAAAUACGAACAGAUGGUUAUCUGCAGUCCGCAAAAGUUGCUCCAAGAGACGGAAGGGACAACGUUAGCGCACCCUCCAGAGACUUCACUCGCCGAAAGGUCUCGCGGUGACGGCGUGACGUACGUUAAUAUUCCAGUGAGUCCGACGUCUAAGAAGCAGCUCAACUACAUGGAGUUGGAUCUGCAGGAACCCGGCACCCGGGGUACUGUGGUACCAACGCCUGGACAGAGGAAGGGUUCAACUAAAUAUGCCCAGAUUGACAUCACUGCCACGGAGACCGCCCACAAGGUGGGUACCCAGCAUGCUCUGGGUCGCCAGGAGGGCCUGCACACCCUGGAGAGGAGAAGGAAGGGGACGCCGCAUUGACCUCAAGGACCAGCCUCCAAAAGCAAAACGCUUCCAUUUACAAGUGUUUUGUUUUCGUAGUCGUAUUUGUACUAUUGUUCCUAAUACGGUGUGCCUACCUAAUCAUUUUUACUAAAAAUAUUUAUCUUAAAUGGUGUUUUUUAUAUCUGUAAAUAAAUUGUAUACAUGAGAUUGAUGUGGAUUGCAAAGUAUAACACCACCAUGCAUGUACAGAAUAUUUAUGGGCAGAAGAGUACAUGGCUGCCAUUUUGAGAAUUGUAAAACAAUGCUAAUUUUGAAUGACACCACUUCUUUAUCCCUAGCGUUUUGUAUCCUUACCUGGAUUCAAAAACAUGCGAGUGAAAAACAUUAAAAUAACUGAAUA
This is a messenger RNA of Syngnathus acus (greater pipefish), 2791 nucleotides long. Its product is annotated as protein Dok-7-like. The transcript has 13 exons. Lineage: Eukaryota; Metazoa; Chordata; Actinopteri; Syngnathiformes; Syngnathidae. Gene Ontology annotation, biological process: positive regulation of protein tyrosine kinase activity; neuromuscular junction development. Gene Ontology annotation, molecular function: protein kinase binding. The record is from RefSeq and is a predicted model, not a curated record. Bases 55 to 2427 code for a protein of 790 amino acids.